Theobroma umbraticum is the source of this 2159-nucleotide messenger RNA. Its product is annotated as protein CYCLOPS-like. The record is from RefSeq and is a predicted model, not a curated record. Gene Ontology annotation, biological process: arbuscular mycorrhizal association. Lineage: Eukaryota; Viridiplantae; Streptophyta; Magnoliopsida; Malvales; Malvaceae. Gene Ontology annotation, molecular function: sequence-specific DNA binding. Gene Ontology annotation, cellular component: nucleus.
GUUCGGGAGAGAAAAGUGCCAUGGAGACUGAGGGGAGGCAGUUUUCAGAUUUUUACAGAAACUCGAGCGAGGAGCUGUUUCUCAAGUCAUUGAUGGAGAGUUCAAUCGGGAUGCCAGUUCCAACCAUGGAGAUGCUGGGGUUUAAGAAUCUUUCUCAGAAUUUUCGUGCAGAUAGUGAGGAGCUUUUCAGAAGCUGGCUCACCAAUGGAGAGAAUCAGGGUCACAAUUCUUCGAGCAUAGCACAUCGUACUCGACAAGCAUCACGAAGAUUAUCUACCGAGAUGGCCAGUUUGUCGUGUCAGCAACCUGGAACUUCGCUUCAAAAGAAAAAGAGCAGCGAUGACUUGUUUUUGCAGAAUAAUUCCAUUGGGGAAGAAACCUUAGGGGACGUCAAUCAAAAUUCCAUGAGGACUGCUGUAGAAAAGGGAUUGCAGGCUAGUAAUUUGUAUCUGGCCAAGGCAUGGUUUCAUAGUUCACAGCCCAUGACAAGAAGUAGAUCUUCUGAACUAAGGAGGAGGUAUGCUGCUAUGCAAAAUGCUCAAACAUCACUUGGCAUGGAGGAUGUACUCAAUUCCUACGGAAAUGGUGUCAAUAAAAUGAAAGAAGAAUUAUCAGAUCCAAAUGGUUUCAAUGGCAUCCCCAUGUGUGAGAUUCCUAAUCAACUGGGAACAUUCAUGUCCCCAACAAAUUCGUCCUCCUCCACUUUUAAUGCACCCCAAACAGGAAAUGUAGACAAAGUAUCUUCUGUUGUCAGCAUGCUAAAGGGUACACUAGAACGCAAAAAGCUUGGCAACCAGAUUGAGAAACAAGCUUGUGAAGAUAGUUCCAUUAUGCCUAAUAGCACCUUCAACCAGGGACAAGGAAAUCUUUUUCAUGAAAUUCCAGGGGCAUUUGCAGAAGUAUCCCUUGGCCAAGUACCAAAUGCCGGGGUUGUGCAAGUUGUUCAAGGGCCUAUGGAUCUUGACCUGGAAGGUUUUGUAAAUCCCACAAACACAAUUCAGAUGAGCACAGUUUCUCGAGAAGCCUCUCAAAGUGAAUCCUCAGCUGCUGCUCCGGUGGUUUCAUCUGGUUUUGAUGCAUGUGAUGGCCCCAGCAACUCAAGUCAAACCUUAAGCAUUUGUGAAAGCUCAAAGAAACAAGUUGGAAAUGGUAGGAGCUCAGAAAAUGGCUGUAAAUCUAAAGCGGAUUUCCGAGAACGGAUAAUUGAUAAUCUGAAAGAUGAUCGGAAGAGGGGAGGCCUAGUACGUUAUGGAUCUGUGACAUCAGCUGGUUCUGCAGACAGGGCAGACCCAACGAAAAAACGAAGAGUGGAGCGGUCAAGAAAAAUGGCAGAGGCAAAAGAAAGGAAUUCAACCCCUGCAAUUCCAUCCGACAUGCAAUCAGUCUUGAAGCGUUGCGAAACUCUUGAGAAGGAAGUUCGUUCACUCAAACUCAACUUGUCUUUCAUGAACAGAAAGGACUCGGAGCAAACUAAGCAGAUAGAAGAGCUUCAAAAGCAGAAUGAGGAGUUGACAGAUGAAAAGGAGCGCCUCUUGGAAGAGAUUGAGAGGAUCAUUGCGGAUUCAGGCAACAUGUAAAAACAUGCUUUCCUAUAGACGGGACUGUUGCCACCUCAGAUGUUGUCGGCAGGUUAAGCAGCUCAAGUUGUGGCUGACAGCAACAGGAAAUUUCCAAAGAUUAUACAAAACUGAAAACUCUACCCCUAGCUAGGCAUCUAAAAUUGGCAUGAAUAUACAAAGCAUAGCCGCAUGGGCAUCGUUGUCUGCCGAGAUUAUCUUUGUGUGGGUUUGUCCAGCAAAAUGAGCAAAUAGUUGCUGAAUAUAAAGCCUAAAGCUAAAGAGUGAUAAGCAGCCCGUUUCCUUGCCUCCAACUUGUAUAAAGCAUGGUCUCAGCUUUAACUUGAAACGUCUGAUCUGUUGCAUCAACUGGCACUACCUCCAAUGGCCACCUCCAGGCUGACCAUAAAUCAUUAAAAAGGAACGAUAAUUCAAAACUAAAUGCUUCUUUGCUACUCUGUUUGGUUUUUUGGGGAAGCAGGAUACUAUACAAGCAACAGAGUUUCUACUUUCUCAUUAAGAGAAUAGAGGACCUAUUGGAAAUUGUAUCCCACUUUUUCCAAGUUAACAUUCUGAAUUCCUAAUUUAUUUAUAACCUUUCAA